Molecule: messenger RNA, 1479 nt
Organism: Liolophura sinensis
Lineage: Eukaryota; Metazoa; Mollusca; Polyplacophora; Chitonida; Chitonidae
Product: serine/Arginine-related protein 53-like
Exons: 9
Coding region: 160-1173 (337 amino acids)
Biological process (GO): alternative mRNA splicing, via spliceosome
Cellular component (GO): nucleus; cytoplasm
Source: RefSeq, a predicted model, not a curated record
GGAGCCUCCCGUAUCUGUGUUGCCUUCCAUUUACGCAGCUGAUGCAGAUGAUUUCAUCCAAUUUUGUACACUGAUUUUCAAGUGAAAUAGUGACUUAUGAUGUGUCUUCCAUGAAAGUUUUAGGAUAAGGGGGCUGUUGUAGUAUAACAGCAUUCCAUAAUGGGAGGUUACUCUGACAGUAGUGAUGAAGAUCGAAGACGAAGGAAGAAGAAAAAGAGGAGGUCUUUGUCGAGAUCCAGAGAAGCCAGUGUAGGUUCGUCAGUCAGUAGCCGAAAAUCAGCAAAGCACAAGUCAAAGAAAAAGAAGCGACAGCGAUCCAGAAGCAGAUCCCCUGAUGCCAAAUACAGCAGACGAAGAUCUAGAUCUCCGAGUCGAGACAGAGGCUACAGAAGGUCAAGGUCAAGAUCAAGAGGGUACGAUAGACGAUCCAGAUCAAGGUCAUAUGAUAGAGGUCGCAGACGUUCAAGGAGCAGGAGUCGUGGACGUGGUUCGUACAGCAGAGAGAGAAAAUACCGUAGGUCUCGAAGCAGAGACAGGCGAUCCAGGUCAAGAAGUUUUUCGAGAAAAAGGUCCUACAGUCAUGACAGAAGAUCAGGAUCCCGUGGUUCUACCAGGCACAGGGGGAGGCGCUCUAGAAGUUCUUCUCAAGAUAGCCGAUUGGACGCUUUUAAGAAAGACAAAGAUGACCCAUGUGCUCAAGUUCCUGGGUUUUCAGACAUGACGCCAGCAGAUCAGGCUAAAGUGAGGAUGCAGUUGGCCUUAAGAGCUGCAGCUGCUGCGGAUGAGAAGCUGAAAGAACAGGGAGUAUUAUUAAACCCUAAGGCUGCUAUGAGCGCUGGAGAGCAGAGGAAGUUCAAUCAGGCAGUGCAAUCCAUCGAGAAAGAAAGCUUUGCUCCUGCUGCUUUCACCUCUAAUAGAGACGAUCCUUCCACUAAAGAGGAAGAUGAGUUGGGAAGAUCCCGCUUGGAGAGGAAUCACGACACGGCCAUCUUUGGUUCCACCAAACUGGACAUCAAGCUCGACCCGUCAGAGAGAACGAAUGUUGUGUACAAUGGGGCCAUGUCCCUGGCACAUCCUAAUCUUCAAAAAACCACACAAGAGAAGAUGAGCCAGUGGAUAGAGAAACUAACAGCUUUGAGGAGAAAGAAACUGGAAGGGGAUAUGCUAUCAUGACAUUGAAUAUUCAUUGAUAUGAAAAAACUGAAAGACUGAAGAGCGGAUGUUGUUUUUAGAUAGCUUCUUUGAGAAUGAAGAAUGCACAAUGCAGGGCUGGACUAAAUAACAAAUGACUAAAAUUAUUAAAUUGAAUACCACAUGCAAAUACCCUUCUGUACGUCUGUGUGUCAACAGUGAACAUUGAAAACCAACACGUUGCCUGAGAAGUUGUAAAGGUAAAUGAUGGAUCGGAUUCGAUUGUACAAUUCUGAUAUUUUCCUGCUUCAGCAUUUGAUCCUCUAAAUAAAACGUCUCAGAACUUAU